CGCUUCGUGAACGCUAUGAGGAACUACGAGUGUUGUUAGAUAGGGCUAUAGAAUAUUACAAAGCUCUUAGCACUACCUCUAAAAUCCUCCUCUGGGCUGUGGCCGGUUUACACCAAAUUCUUGGUGUCGUCAUCUGGCUCGUCGGUCCUAAGAAGAUAUUUGGAUAUAUUGCAAACAUUGCUCUCGAAUUACAGAAUUUGCCCUUUGGUUGGCUGAUACUAGUAUCCUGCCUUGUGGUGGCAUCGUUCCCGCCAUUAAUCGGCUAUGGAAUGCUGAUCACGGUAUGCGGAUUCGUCUAUGGCUUUCCAUUUGGCAUUCUACCGGCUGCAGCCGGCAGUAUCACCGGUGCGACAGUUGUUUUCCAGCUGAGCAGAGCUCUUCAAAAAAGCGCCUUUUGGAGCAGCAGGCUAAGUGCGCUGUCAAAUUCACCGAAAUGGCGAGCGAUCAGUCUCGCGAUAACUGAACGGGGAAUCGGUUUGGUUGUCUUACUACGAUUGUGCCCGAUACCCCCAUGGGUGUACAGCAAUUUGGGUUUCAGUCUAUUGCCAGAGGAGCAACUCAGUUAUUGGAACUUCCUUUUAGCCACGUUGCUUAGCACACCACGACUUUUUCUACAUGUUUUCAUCGGUUCACGCCUAUUCAAUCUCUCAGAUCCCAAUCAGGAGCUCGAUGGGACAAGCAAAAUGAUCGACAUCGCAAGCAUAGUCACAGGAAUGACUCUUUCAACCGCACUGGGGUGGUACGUCUACAAGACGACAAUGCGCAAGAUUAAAGAGAGUGUGCAUGAUGUUUAUGAUGAUAAUGAAAGUCUAUUGUCAGAGUUACGGUAGUUUCUAUAUUAUUCCAAUCUUGUUCUAUAUCCUAAUUAAACUCUCGUAACGAUUUCUGUGGAUCACGUCUGCAGAUGUUUCCACCACCACGGAGCAACUCUGGAAGAACUCUUCCAUGUUUAAUUGUUUGUUGUACAAUAGCUGGAACUUCACGUGCUGAUACUCUACCGUAGCAAACACUAGCACCAGAUGGGAAAUGGAUGAUAACGUUUCCAGCGAACUUGUGACCGCCGACAUGACUAACUUUGAAAAGACCGACUGUGCUUCCUUCCUCUACGGUGAUAUCUUUCAGUCUUUCUGUGAUCUCGUUGACAUCCUUUGUGGUGUCGCACUCUUCAGGUGAGGCCUUGAUUUGAGGAGAAGUAUAAGGUGUGGCAGUCAUGCUGAAACCACCCUGGGGGAGUUGAACGGGUUUGUGAUCGAGGGAUAUUGUGUCACCUCUCUUGUCAAUGUUCCAACCUUCACUUUCGACACAUUUUAUCAUUUCUCGUUCAAUGAUAGGAGCAGAAAUUGCACAUUUCUUGUCGCGAGAUUUGUGUGAGCAUAUGAGGACUGUGGCGAUAUAUGGGAGGGGGUAUGUGCGUAUAGCCUUCUCGGACGCAACGAGGUGAUUGACAGCGAGGUGUGACUUGAAGAAGUCUUCGGCAGUCUCCCUAUUGACGCAGAUGUUCUCUGCUAAUACGUAAUCAGGGAAAACAAGGGCUGACUCUCUUUCUUUCUUUGUUGAAGGGGAGAUAUGAGAGCCGUUAAGGAUCUGGAUGUUGUUAUUACCCUCAAUCCGGGUAUCGAAUACACCUUCACACUUUAUAGGAUGUGAGGCUACUUGUGGUACUUUUUGUACGCUUGUGUUUGCUCUUUUCGCUAUGAUACGUUGCAUGAGACCAGGAUCGUCUUUAAGCUGGAAAGUAUCCUGUGUACGGUCGAGCAUACCAGCCAGGGUGAGCUCAUUAUCUGUGAUAUCAUGCUCCCAAUCUGUUCUACCUGUGCUUAUAACGACUUGCUUAGAAAAUGGUUUGUAAGUGCCGAGCAUGUUUGAAGUAGUAUCAACUAAGGCGAUAUUAGUGUGUAUAGAUCUACUAUAAGUAACGAACUAUCGAAAUUCUUUGGGAAAUCCUCAAAGUCACCGGUUUCGCCAUCACAUUUCGCUACACAGGAGUGACAGUCUACCUCGGAUAUUGGCACUUUGGCAGAAGAUAAGCUCUCUUUGUUCUUAUCAGAUUGCUUAUUCGCUGGCUUAUUCCCUAUACCAGAUAUCGUACGCUUCAAGAAUCCUGACAUGAUGACUGUUCGCUCUUGAGAGUCUACGACGAUGGACAUACGCAAGAAUAAGCAGAUUAGACAGUCGUUCGCACCUGCACCAUCACCUACACCAAGUCUACCGCAACUCUCGAGUUCAGAGGACUCGCCUAGAAAAACAUCGACACUCAAGUUGGUGCUCUACAGUCUACCAUCGCUACAGCCAUCGGAACUACCGAAUUCAACGAGAACGCAGAUUUGCAAGUCAGCCAGCAUUCCUUAUAGAGAUUUGAGAGUCUUGGAUAGCCCACUCAGCGAUGACGAACCGUCGAUUUUGAUUAGGGACAGCUGUAUCGUUUAUGCCGGCGAGGGCGUACGUGCUAUUGUUAGAUCAGACAGACUUCUCGUCGUCAGAGGCGAGAACGACGUCGGCAUUGGUCAUAAUCCGGCAACGAUUGAAAUUAUCCAUACUAUUCUUCUCAGCUUGGAGAAUAGACUGACGUCUAAUGAUUUUACAAAGCGAACCUAUCCUUUCGAAUUCAACGCACUAGAAACUCUCUUGAUGCAUUCCUUCAGCUUACUAGAAAAGCGUGUGGCGAGUCUCACGCUCUCGACAGACACACUCCUCGAGACACUCCGCACAAAAGGCAUAGAACAUGACCAGUUAUUGGAUAUGCUCGAUCUUUCGACAGCUGUCGACAAAGCAAAUAGGAAAGUACGUGGUAUGCACAAAGCAAUAGAAGAAGUCCUUCGAGAAGAGGAGGACAUGGCUGCUAUGUACUUGACAGCCAAGCAUUUCGGAAAGCCGCGCAACGAAGGUGAAGAUGAUGAAGUUGAGCUUCUCUUGGAAGCCUAUUUGAAGCAAUCAUCAACUCUCUGCUCAGCUGUAGCAGCUCUAACAACUCGUUUGCAGUCCACCAGUCGGCAUAUCGACCUCGUUAUGGCUGCAACGAGAAACAGAUUGCUACACCUGGAAAUACAACUGGCUGUCGUCACUGCGGCACUCGGAUUGGGAUCCUUCUUCACUGGAUUGCUCGGUAUGAACUUGAUGAACCACUUUGAGGAACACUGGAGUGCGUUUUACAUAUUCACAAGCUUCCUCGUUGUCCUUGUGACUAUAACCAUGAGGUAUGGCAUAAGGAUACUCAACAGGACACGCUGGUCAAGGAUACAAGCCUCGAAAGAGGACCAUAGCAACGACCACCUGAACAACCUAGUGAGGAAGAGCAUGCUAUCAAACAACAAGCCAAUUAGAUUAGAAAAUGAGUCAGAGGGUGAGGAAAGUGUAUAAUUGAUGCAUAGACUGGUGGUCUACACUCACUGCGGUGGGCAUCCG
This is a messenger RNA of Wallemia mellicola CBS 633.66, 3402 nucleotides long. RefSeq names its product Mg2+ transporter protein. Gene Ontology annotation, molecular function: magnesium ion transmembrane transporter activity. The record is from RefSeq and is a predicted model, not a curated record. Lineage: Eukaryota; Fungi; Basidiomycota; Wallemiomycetes; Wallemiales; Wallemiaceae. Gene Ontology annotation, cellular component: mitochondrial inner membrane. The transcript is spliced from 5 exons. Gene Ontology annotation, biological process: mitochondrial magnesium ion transmembrane transport. The coding region runs from base 2140 to 3357 and encodes 405 amino acids.